Messenger RNA from Trichosurus vulpecula (common brushtail), 1926 nucleotides. RefSeq names its product zinc finger protein 346 (gene ZNF346). The coding region runs from base 74 to 901 and encodes 275 amino acids. Gene Ontology annotation, molecular function: zinc ion binding; double-stranded RNA binding. The transcript is spliced from 7 exons. Lineage: Eukaryota; Metazoa; Chordata; Mammalia; Diprotodontia; Phalangeridae. The record is from RefSeq and is a predicted model, not a curated record.
GUGCUGAGGAUUUGGGUCUCGGGACAGGGGCUGAAGCCGGGUCUGGCUGCGCUCUGCGGGGUCUUCGGGGAAGAUGGCGGACGUGUCCGGCAGCAACGGUGACACGGCAGGGCCCGUGGGGAAGGAGGCGGUGGAUCGAAUGAUUCAAGAGAACAACCACCUGUUCACAGAUGUCCAGUGUAAAGUGUGCAAUGCAGUGCUCAUUUCUGAGUCCCAGAAACUUGCCCAUUACCAGAGCAAGAAACAUGCAAACAAAGUGAGGAGAUACACAUCUAUUCACAAAGAGGAGGAGUUUAAUGAUGGGAAGAAAUUGAAGCUAGAUUCAAAACAGGAGAGCAGCCAUGGCGAUGACAGGGAUCGGUGCUGUGCCAUCUGCAACAUGACCUUUUCUUCCCCCAUCGUGGCCCAGUCUCACUACCUGGGGAAGACCCAUGCCAAGAACAUGAAGUUGAAGCAGAGUAACUCCCAGGCGGAAGUUCCAUCAAAACUCCAAACGAAUGCUACAACCCCUAGUCUCAGUGAAGACAGUGGUGACACAUCUGAUCCAGACAAGUUCUGCAACCUCUGCCAUGCCACUUUCAACAAUCCUUCCAUGGCCAAGCAGCACUAUAUUGGCAAGAAGCAUAGAAAACAAGAGACCAAAAUCAAGCUGAUGGCUCAUUAUGGCAAGAGCAAGGAUUCCCCCAUGACACCUUCAGAAGCUGGGUGGGGCUACCCCUGCAACACAUGCAAAAUCAUACUGAAUUCCAUAGAGCAGUACCAGGCGCACAUCAGUGGCUUCAAGCACAGAAACCAUAUACCAGGAGCUGUGCCGAUCCUAGGACGCUUUCCAAAGCAGCAGUAUGUUCGAGAAGAAACAGUGUCCUCAGGAGACUACAGUUACUUUAGCCAAGACUCCUAGAGCCAGUGGCAAUACUGUUCUCUUCAAGUUGGUGCCAGCCAAGAACAAGCUGCUAGUGCCAACUCUCAGCGGCUCUGUUAUCUGGUCAGAAACUGGCCUGUGCCUCCCUCUGAUAGUGACUGCACAGGACAAAAGCAGAAACGACUUAGUUUGGAAGGGAUCUGAUGUAGCAAGCUUUGCUCCAUCUCAUGUGCUCUAUUAGGAAGCUCCUUUGGCAUAAUCUGUUAAUUGACAUCUUGUUCUGUGUGUUUCUCAAACAUACAGGUGGUGUCCCUCCUUUAUAUAUGUCACUUCUUGCCACUCCUUUGCCUCUAAGCUGUGUCCCUGCCGUCUACAAACAGCGCAGAACUCUUGGGUUUCAAGAAUAGCACUUUGACUAGUUUAUCUUAGAUCAGGAGUAAUAACAUAGAGCUGGAUGUUAGCAAAAUUGUUAUUCCCAACUCCCACUUGAACUUGUGUGUCUAGGUGUGUCUUACAUGGUCUUCCCUGAUGGGAAAACUUGCAUAGGAUUUAUCGCCCUAUGUUUGGAGAGACAAGUCCUUGCGUUUUUCCUAGUGCUCUAGACACCUACUAGGGAAACCACGGAAUGGGAGUACCAAACCAUGGCAGGGGUAGGGAACCAAAAAACAUGCUGUUCCUAAGACAACUUCUAGCAAGGUAUUGACCAACUCUACUUAUUUAUCCCUCAAAAGAAAGGCACCUUAGACCAAGUUAUUUCCAGUUGUGCAGGAGGGGUUCGCAUUUGAAUCUAAUUGAUCUGUUGCAAUGUUUUCUGACUUUUUGUUGGAAGCCUCAUAUCUACUCCUCAUGAUAUCUAAAAGGUACUAGGGAGGCUGUGCUACUCCACAGCAGCACAAGGUUCUUUCCCCUCCCAGCUGUUGCUACUCCCAAUCACAUGUCAUCAUUGGAAGGUUACUCUGAGGGUGCAAGUUGAAGGAGAUCACUUGGUAGCAUCUCUGCUUGCCAAGGUCUGCUGCCUAUCUGCUUUACAGAUAUAGACCACAUUAAAGUCAUUAUUCACCUGA